AGCCAUUCCUUCCAGUGGCACGCGCGAGGGCGACUUGCGAAUGCCACUUCCGCUUGGCAUUCCACCGCGGCAGCCCGGCGGCUCGGAAGGGCUACCGACUGAGUACCUGGGCUUGCCGCCGUUCUUCCUCGAGAUCCUGCGGGAGCUGGCGAGGCACCAGGCCCAGCUGGGCGGCGUGAGGAACUUCGAUGGAUACCCCCAGAUCCGCGGCAAAGCGACAGCAGAGGACUUGAAGGCCCGUUUCACCAACUACGAGUACAUCUUCCUGCAGGUGGUGGGCUUCGCGAGGCUGCAUCAGCACGUCGAUGAGAUAGCGGCGAAGAACAACGGCCAGGGACACGCUACCAACCCAGGCACACAGCAGCUGGAACGCUUUUGCGGCAUGACCAUGCACGGCGACCGGCCUGGCGCCAAUGGGGUCUUGCGCUCGGCGGGUCCCAGCUUGGUGCGGGCCUUUCAGGUCUCUAGGACGACCAGAGGAGGGGCUCUCGAGUUCUUCAAGGUCGCAUUCGACAGAGAGGCAGAUCCGUGCCUAGAGGGGAGGGUGUCGAGGCUGCUCGACUACCUGGAGAAGCACGAGAGCGCCGCUUCCCCCUCGGCGGCGCCCUGGGAGGACGUAUCUCUUCGCCCUCUUGCCGCGUCGGCUACACCCACGGACAUAGUCGGCGAGCAUCUGCGGGUCUUCAUGGGGGAGCGCACGUACGAAUGGGCCCUUGCGAAAGGCCUCAGCUACGAGCAGGCCAAGGACGCUCGGCUGCGGCCAGAGCACGCCGCCGAUUUCGAGCGCACCUUCAACGACGUGACGUUCGCAGCGGCGCUGCGGUCCAAGGGCGUCGUGGCGGACCCGGUCCAGGUCAAGUGGGAGGUGCACUCCCGCAGCGGGGGCAAGUGGAUUCCCUACGACGCCAGCGUCAACGCGGCAAUUAGUGCUGCUGCAGCACGCAGGCAGCCGUCGCUUCAGGUGCAGGUGCGGUCGGGCUCGCACGCACGGAUGUACCAGAUCGACCUGCAGAAGGGGUGUCAGCGGAAUCCGAAGACAGGCACGGAGCACAAGAUCCGGUGCACCAGUGGAGUUUAUGGUCCGCAGUGGGCGGCGCAGAUGGGGGCCGGGGACGAGUGGACGCCGUACGGGGAGUCCACCGCUGCUGCGAUCGAGCAUGCCUUCCAGCGGGGGCAGGAGGCGGUGCAGGUGCAGGUGCAGGUCGGGCCGAGGCCCCAGAGGUACGAGGUUGACCUGCGCAGGAGCUUGCAGGUGAAUCCCGAGACCGGCAAGGAGAGAGCGGUGCGCCGCCUUGUGGAGCCCGCCGACAUGAGGGGCAAGGUCACCCUGGCGCAGGCCACGGAGGCUGUCAGGUACUUUGUGGACCUGUGCACGCUCCCUGAAGCUCCCCGUUCAUGCGCCAAGUGAUCUCAGGAGAAAACAGCGACCAAAGGCGCUGGAAGAGGGCAGGGCACGGAUCAGAUGUGGCCGUGGCCAGGAAAUCAUGCACGGACGGGGCCCUGCCUGCGGUGCACCUUUGCCCCUUUGGUGCCGCACGCCUUCGCUUGAUCCUUCACUCUUGGUGCCGUGAAGUCCACUCAGUGAGGUGUGCCUCUGAGUGCCGCGGGAUGAGGGACGAUGAUGAGGAGGAUGAGGAGGAAGAGGUUGAGAGAGCAUGAGGCGCAGGCCUAAAGGGCCAGGGUUGUAGAGCAGAGCCAUGGCUGCCGCUAGCCAUGCCGCCAGCUUGGGCCAGCUCAGAAGUGAUAGCAGUGCUUAGAUGUCUCUGCAGUGGUUUGGCCGCUCUCCCUAUUCGAACUCCCUCCUCCCUCCCUUUAUCUCUCCUCACUCUAUCUCUUCUCUCCUCUUGUUGGGUACAUCUCCAUACGUCCGCACGCCUGAUGUGUUCGAAGUUUACCCGCGGUAGAUUUUCGCAGUAUGGCAGCACGGGCAAUUGUCCUACGUUUGCGGCUCGUAGUCUGGUGUGCGCGUCUUCCGUGUAGUUUCGUGUGAUCGGUGCUGAUCCGUGUGUGACUGGGCACCCCUCUCUGGGGCGCCUGUUCAACAGCGUCCCAUGCUGGAUUGCAACCGGGCUCGCCUAGCGCUAAGCCGUCGGCGAAUCAAGAAAGGCUUCCCUCCCCC
Molecule: messenger RNA, 2119 nt
Organism: Prorocentrum cordatum
Lineage: Eukaryota; Dinophyceae; Prorocentrales; Prorocentraceae
Source: the annotation of a GenBank genome assembly